Nezara viridula (southern green stink bug) is the source of this 822-nucleotide messenger RNA. NCBI's taxonomy places the organism in Eukaryota, Metazoa, Arthropoda, Insecta, Hemiptera, Pentatomidae. The record is from the annotation of a GenBank genome assembly.
AUGUAUCGCGAGCCAAAAAGAAGUUCUAAUACACCAAACUUGAGAGAUCAUCUCUUACGACGCAACCACGGACUAUAUAAACCUAAUUCCAAUUCCAAAGAAUCGUCAGAGGCUAGUCCAUCAUCGCAAAUUGCAGGACCAAGUGUAAGUCGAAAUCGUUCCCCUACAGUUGAGUGUGAAGAUGAAGGGGAAGCUGAAGUAAUCGAUGAUUCACCUUUAGCGAACAAUGGUAUGUAUUCUAGCCAAGACAAAAAAAAAAAUCAAACGAAGACUCUUACCGGCAAGGAAAUUGAAAUAGAUAUAGAACCAACAGAUAAGGUUGAAAGAAUUAAGGAAAGAGUAGAAGAAAAAGAAGGUAUUCCACCUCAACAACAAAGGCUCAUUUUUUCUGGCAAACAAAUGAAUGAUGAAAAAACAGCUCAAGAUUACAAAGUCCAAGGUGGUUCGGUUCUUCAUUUGGUGUUAGCUCUUCGAGGUGGAAAAUUUUACUGAAAUGAGGGACUUCAAUCUUUGUUCUUAUUUACAUAUGAAGACACGGUUCUUCUUUUUCAAGCUUAUAAUUUUUUUUUAACUUAUAAUUAUUGUAUGAGUAAAUAUUUAUAAAAUGUUUGCUGUAAUGUUUCUGUAUGAUGCGAAUACAUUUAUGAAGCAUUUAUACAACCAAUGUAAAUAUAAUUUGUUAAAUGCAUUCUGAUAAUUAAAACAAUUUUGUAAAAGCUUUGUGUUAUAUUGAUUAUUUUAGUUGAUUUUAUUAUGAAGUUAAUGAUUAAUAGUAGAAAUAAUAUAGUUUUAUGCUACUUUGGGUGGGUCAUAGUAGUUAAG